Molecule: messenger RNA, 2678 nt
Organism: Rana temporaria (common frog)
Lineage: Eukaryota; Metazoa; Chordata; Amphibia; Anura; Ranidae
Product: cytochrome P450 26B1
Exons: 6
Coding region: 129-1664 (511 amino acids)
Biological process (GO): sterol metabolic process
Molecular function (GO): monooxygenase activity; iron ion binding; oxidoreductase activity, acting on paired donors, with incorporation or reduction of molecular oxygen
Source: RefSeq, a predicted model, not a curated record
CUGCUGUACUGUACACAGGGAUGACUGACGCUCCGCUCUGCCUCUCCUCCAGGUGCUGCUGCUGAGCCCGGCUCCCUCCUCCUCCUCCUCCUCCUCCCGGCUCCGCUCCCCCGGCCGGCCGGAUCGCCAUGCUGUUUGAUAGCUUUGAUCUGGUGUCGGUGCUGACCACCCUCGCCGCCUGCCUGGUCUCCGUGGCUCUACUCCUCGCCGUGUCCCAGCAACUCUGGCAACUGCGCUGGGCGGCCACCCGGGACAAGAGCUGCAAGCUGCCCAUUCCUAAGGGCUCCAUGGGCUUCCCACUGGUGGGCGAGACUUUCCACUGGAUACUGCAGGGCUCAAAUUUCCAGUCUUCUCGGAGAGAGAAAUAUGGAAACGUCUUCAAGACUCACUUGCUGGGCCGCCCCCUGAUCAGGGUGACGGGGGCUGAAAGUGUCCGGAAGAUUCUGAUGGGGGAGCACCACCUGGUCAGCGCCGAGUGGCCCCGCAGCACCCGGAUGUUACUGGGGCCCAACAGUCUCGCCAACUCCAUAGGAGACAUCCACCGACACAAGAGGAAGGUGUUCUCGAAAAUAUUCAGCCAUGAAGCGUUGGAGACCUACCUCCCGAAAAUACAGCUCGUCAUCCAAGACACAUUACGGAUGUGGAGCAGCAGUCCCGAUCCUAUCAAUGUCUACUGUGAGGCUCAGAAGCUGACCUUCCGCAUGGCCAUCAGGGUUCUGCUGGGCUUCAGGCUCUCCGAUGAGGAACUCAAUCUCUUGUUCCGGGUGUUUCAACAGUUUGUGGAAAACGUCUUCUCGCUGCCAGUGGAUAUCCCUUUCAGUGGUUAUAGGAGGGGUAUGCAAGCACGUGAGACGCUGAUAAAAGGUUUGGAGAAGGCAAUCCAGGAGAAGCUGCAGAACACUCAGGGGAAGGACUACACGGAUGCCCUGGAUGUCCUUAUCGAGAGUGGCAAGGAGCACGGCAAUGAGCUGACCAUGCAGGAGCUGAUGGAUGGGACUCUGGAGCUGAUCUUCGCUGCCCAUGCCACCACUGCCAGUGCUAGCACAUCGCUUAUCAUGCAGCUGCUGAAGCAUCCAGCUGUUUUGGAGAAGCUGAGGGAAGAGCUGCGCAGCAAUGGGAUCCUGCACAAUGGCUGCGUCUGCGAGGGGGCGCUACGUGUAGACACCAUUACCACCCUUCCUUACCUGGACUGCGUCAUCAAAGAGCUGCUGCGGCUUUACAGCCCAGUCUCUGGGGGCUACCGGACCGUGCUGCAGACCUUUGAGCUGGACGGAUGCCAGAUCCCCAAAGGAUGGAGUGUCUUAUACAGCAUCCGGGACACUCACGACACAUCUCCGGUCUUCAAGGAUGCUGAUGUCUUUGACCCAGACCGCUUUGGGCAAGACCGUACAGAAGACAAAGAUGGCAGGUUUCAUUAUUUGCCGUUUGGUGGUGGAGUACGGAACUGUUUGGGCAAACAGUUGGCAAAGCUUUUCUUGAAGACCUUGGCCAUUGAGCUGGCCAGCAUGAGCAGGUUUGAGCUGGCCACCAGAACUUUCCCAAAAGUCCUACCGGUGCCGGUGGUCCACCCAGCCGAUGAACUAAAGGUCAGGUUUUAUGGACUAGAUUCCAACCAAAAUGAAAUUGUGACGGAAACAGAAGCCAUGCUUAGUGCAACUGUGUAGCCAUCAAGGCCUUCGAUAUCCUUUCCCUGAAAAAAAUAAAUAAAAGAAUACAAACUGGGAAACGAGCACACCAGUCAAAAUCAAAGCUAGAUUAUAACAAGAAAGAAAAAUAUAUCCACGAACAAUACUAACUUAUGUAUACCGAGCCACCAAACCCGUGACUUUAUCUCUGUGGAAUGUUUAACUUAAAUAUAUUAACAUAUAUACAUUAAGUGACGGAAAAAAAAAAGCUGAUCCAGGUCCUAUCUUCAUGAAUCCUGCUGCAGAAAAGGACACUUGGAGAUCACUGGCUGGGCAAGGACUUCACUUAAGGAUUUUUGGAGAGCUGGUGGAUCUCCUUGUCGAGGGAUUCUUGGGUGGUCUCCCAAUGUUUACAAGACCUACCCCUGUUGUUGCUUUCUUGUCUGUACUCCAGAAGUUGUUUCAGUGUUACUCAUAUCAGUGAUACCAGGGUUUCCUACUCUUGUUUAUAUACCUGCCUUAUUUUGUUUUCUUCAAGAUAAAAAAAAAAAAAAGAAAAAAAAAAAAAAAAAGCUUUCCAAGAAAAGCUUGCAAUGACGGGUCAUUAUAUUGAGUGUUCUUUAGCAUGCUAGCAGUCACAGGAUUUACAAUACGAUCGUAGAAGUAAGUUGACAUCUAGGUUGGAUGACCCAACUAAAGCACUGGAAACAGAACGUGUGUUUUUUGUUUUCCAGCCAGACAAUAGAUUGAGGUGAAACUAAAGGUGGACACCACUUAUAGCUACUCCUAUCUUAUUCACAUACCUUCACAAGCAAAAUGGUUGGGCUGGUCCUUGGCCAAUCGAUUCUCACCUAGAGAUCAAAGCAACCUAUGACAGUGGCAGUGCCUUCAGGACCAGUGGACAGGCAAAAUGCAUCAUUGCAAAGGUCUUUGCCUACAGAGUUGAUGUAAUUGUUUGUACUAAAAAAAAAAAUUUGUGGUUGUUUUUCUUGCCAUGGUGAGCCCACCUGAAUCUAGCGUAUGACAAUACAUACAUUUCAGUUUAAUUUUUUU